Messenger RNA from Xyrauchen texanus (razorback sucker), 2715 nucleotides. RefSeq names its product protein FAM13A-like. Bases 102 to 1595 code for a protein of 497 amino acids. Lineage: Eukaryota; Metazoa; Chordata; Actinopteri; Cypriniformes; Catostomidae. The transcript has 12 exons. The record is from RefSeq and is a predicted model, not a curated record.
AAGGCGCAGGCAGGGUAUUGCUCAACUUAAGAAGUGCACCGUCCCCCUCUCUGGUGUAGUUGGUGUUUAUCCUGCGCUCUUUCCUCUGCUAGACGCCUGCCAUGAAGAUCCAAGAGGCUCUUAGUGGGGCAGAGACCUGCAACGAUGUCCCACGCCUGGACAUGUCUACUCUGACAGAGGACAGUGACUGGGCAGAUUCUUGUUUCUUUAGCGUCCCUUUCCUUGACUUUAAAAGCCUUUUCCAGCAGAGCUACAAUGAGGAACCAGUGCCGGCCUACUCAUCUUGGCAAAGGGAGAGUAUGGACCGCAAUGAAGCUCAGGUAUCGCCCCACGCCGGUGGCAAGCUGAUUCGUCAACUUCUAGAGGAAGACAGUGACCCAAUGGUCUCUCCACGCUUCUAUGCCUAUGGAGACAGCCAGCAGUACCUGGAUGACACAGAGGUUCCACCAUCGCCACCCAAUGCCCACUCCUUUGUAAGUAGGCGAAGGAGUUCAUCGUUAGGUUCCUGCGAUGAUGACCGUGAGGAGCUCACCUCAGCCCAGCUUUCAAAACGUAUCCACGCCCUCAAGAAGAAGAUCCACAGGUUUGAGGAGAAGUUUGAGGAGGAACGCAAAUACAGGCCAUCACAUGGCGACAAAGCCGCCAACCCAGAGGUUCUGAGAUGGAUGAAUGAACUCGCUAAGAUGCGUAAAGACUUGAAAGAUCACAAGUUGUUAAAAUCAGAGGAGGAUUUGACGCCCAUCCCCCGCCAACGCAGUAACACGCUUCCCAUGAGCUUUGGGUCGCAGUUGGAGAAGAAACCACCCGAGACCAAAGCCCCCAAACCCCCUGUGGAAAGCACGCUGGAAGCAGUCAUGAACAAACUACAGGAGAAACGCAAGGAGGCGGGGCGACCAGAGGACAUUAAAGAUAUGACCCGUGAGCAGAUCGGAGCAGAGAAGGUGGCCCUUCAGAAAGCUCUUCUGUAUUACGAGAGCAUCCAUGGCAGACCAGUCACCAAGAAUGAGAGGCAGGUUAUGAAGCCUAUGUAUGACAGAUACCGGCUCGUCAAACAGAUCCUGUGUAGAGCGUCCACCAUUCCAGUCAUUGGUUCGCCUUCCAGCAAGCGCAGAGGCCCCCUGCUGCAGCCCAUAAUCGAGGGUGUACCAGCCCUGUUCUUCAGCGACACCAAGGAGGAAGAGGACGGCUCAGAUGAUGACAACGACACAAACACUCAGUUCAAGGUCACGGUUAAGCCUGAGCUGAGUAUACUGGGACUACUUGACCAGCUGGAUGAGGAAACGGAUGGUUUCAUCUCACCCAUCGAUGAACUAUCACCAUCCAAGAACACAACAGACAUGAGACUGUCCAAUUUACAUGCUGCUCCCAUGCAGGAACUUGUGGAGCAACUCCAAGAAACCCGUGAAGAAAAGAAAAGGAUCCGCAAAAACCUCAGUGAAUUUGAGGAUCAGUUCUUCAAGCAGAACGGCAGAACUGUACAAAAGGAAGAUCGCUCGCCUUUGGCUGGGGAAUAUAAUGAAUACAAGCACAUUAAAGCCAAACUGAGGCUGCUGGAAGUGCUCGUCAGUAAAAGAGACUCCUCUAAAUUCAUCUAGUGUGCAGCCCAUCCAGUGACCUGCUAAAGGACUUACUCUACUAGCCAAACAAGUACCAGACACUGCUAUCAAAAGCAAAACAGCUUGUACAAAGACAUUUAUUUUAUCCACAUUGUUUGUGGCCAUGCAGCCCCAUUAAAUGCACGUUUGGCUGUCAAGGAUGAGGACUGAAGAUUUCUAGAGACAGUGGAUUUGAAAAUGCAACCAGAUUAUGAAAACAAUCAGAUUACCGCCGAAACCCUAAUCGCAAUUGCCUAUUAAACCAAGAAGAAUGUUUCCGUUAUUUUUCAUGUUGUAUUAUACGACCGUUCGUAUGGAUCUUUAGAUAAUUUUUUUAUCUUAAUAUUGCUAUAAUAUACUGUAGAUACAACUGUUUUUCAUAAUCAGGCAUAAGCUUUGAAGAACAUUGAGACUGUAUGUCUUAUAUUGUAAAUAAUUUGAGAGUUUAUCAUUAUAGGAACUUUUUGUAUUUGAUGAAUUAAAGAAGGUUACAGAUUUUCGGAAGGAAGGCUCUGUAUAUUUUUUCUUUAUUUGCUGGUGCCAUAUUUCAUGUAAAUUGUUUAUUUUCAGUAUUCAUGUUUCUGAGAAAUUGCAUUGUUUGUGCUUGUUCAUAGUUAAACUAUCUUUGUUGUUCUAACACUGAAGCUGUAACCUUAAGACCAUUGAGUAAGCUAGAAUUAACUUACUAAGGGGCCUGUGAUAUACUAACGUAAAAAAACAAACAAACAAACAACAGAAAAUAAAAAAAUCCCUUGCCAUGCUAUAAUGGUGUGGAAACGCACAAAGAAAGGUAAUAUAAACUUGCUGUCAUCAUCUCCAGUGUCAAAUGGUCAUUGCAUUAAAGUAACUGUUUAACAGUGAUAUGGGUCGACAAAAUCCACUUAAAAUGUUACCAAGAAAGUAAACCUAUGUUGUACUGGCAGGUUUGCUUCUGAUUUGCAGAUCCAAACCAAAUGAGCAUGUCAAACCUUUUCUUAUUCUCCAGAUUGGAAACGUGUAAAACCUUUGUUUUUUUCUGAACGUGAUAACGCUAAUGGAUAAAAUGAAUACUGUGUACAUUUUAGUGCAUGAUUGUAUAUGUAUUUUGUAUAUAUGAUAUAAAACCAAAACAUAUUUUUCU